Molecule: messenger RNA, 1927 nt
Organism: Strongylocentrotus purpuratus (purple sea urchin)
Lineage: Eukaryota; Metazoa; Echinodermata; Echinoidea; Camarodonta; Strongylocentrotidae
Product: cholinesterase 2-like
Exons: 8
Coding region: 13-1410 (465 amino acids)
Biological process (GO): choline metabolic process; acetylcholine catabolic process
Cellular component (GO): plasma membrane
Molecular function (GO): acetylcholinesterase activity
Source: RefSeq, a predicted model, not a curated record
UCAGCGGCUGUGAUGGUGUGGAUUCAUGGAGAGGGGUUUUACGCAGUUGCAGGAUCUGUAUCUGAACAACUUCCUAUACCAUUAUCAUCUUAUGGAAAAGUCAUUGUCGUCUCUUUCAAUUAUCGACUUGGAAUGCUGGGAUUCUUGAAUACAGGUGACGGAGAAAUUCCAGCCAACCUUGGUUUGUUUGAUCAACGAGAAGCACUCAAAUGGGUUCAAGAAAACAUAGCAGCUUUUGGAGGUGAUCCAGGACGUGUAACUAUAUUUGGUGAGAGCGCUGGAGGUGCGAGUGUUAAUUUUCAUCUUGUAUCACCGCUUAGUGCAGGACUUUUCAGAGGUGCUAUACUGCAGAGUGGGAACGCCCUUUGUGAAAUUGGUUAUGCCGACCUCGUCGAGAAGACAUUCGAGUUUGGAAAAGGAGCCGGAUGUGACUUCAACAACAGCAAGGAUCUUGUGGAUUGUUUGAGAGGAAGAUCAUUGGAAGAAUUGAAGGAUGGAUAUAUUUUUAUGAACGUGCACGCACGUCAUAUAGAAUUCACCCCCGUUGUGGAUGGGCACUUUUUACACGACACACCACUCAAGCUGAUGCAGCAAGGACAUCUCAACGUUGAUAACGUCCUCCAUGGGGACUUACUCAACGAAAGGUUCUGUUUCACCAUCUAUGGCAGACUCGCUUCCCGUGGAUACUUCCCUCCUCCUGUUUUAUCUCUCGACGACUUCAAGAAUCAUCUUGCGAACUCCUUCAAGAUUGAUGAUCCGCUUAUUCAAGAUACGAUUGUCUUUGAGCUCUCUGACUCGGCACAUAUUACAGGAGAUAAAACUGACUACUUUAAGGAGUUGACAGACGCUUUCACUUCUAUACUCCUUUGCCCUGUUAAUCCGUUCGCCAAUCUGCUGUCAACGGCGGGUAAAACGGUCUACCGCUACCCUACGACACACCACCCUUCUCCUCCGAUAUGGGCAGGACUAACUGAUGAAGAUGAUAUCCCGAUUUUUGGGGGCGGUCCUCUACUGCAUAAGAGGGAAUAUGUUCCUAGGGGCAUGUCUGGAUUCUCCGAUGGGGCCGAGGAGGCGGCCUUUUCCAGACAGAUCAUGCGAUACUGGUCUAACUUCGCAAAAACAGGGAAUCCCAAUUUAUCAACUCAAGAUCCAAAGGAAGCCAAUAACCCGCUCGAUCUUGAGGAAUGGCAACCGUUUAAAUAUGGAGAACGCUACAACGAAGAAUUGGAUUCUGGAUUUCCUACAAAGGAAGGUGUGAUGAAAGCCAAGGGAUGUCACUUCUGGACCACAAUCUUUCCGAAGAUGAUGGCCCAAUCAUUUGAGCUGUCGAAGCUGAAAACGAUGUUAGCCGACCAAGUAGCUGCUCAUAGCACUGGAACAUGCGAUGGUGAUUCUUGUCCGGAGCAGUGAUGUCCGAAAAGCUCAGUGGUGGGGCGGGGGCUUGGUGGAGACGGGGCGGGUGUGCAUGGAAGAGGAGGGGUGGUAAGUGAUGCCAGGUAGAGUUGUCAGGCGUAUGUUUUGUUUAACUACCCCAAAAUACGCAAUGUACGAGCUGUUUAAUUCAUAAUUUAAUUACAAAUGGUAUUUGAAUGACUCUAAAUUAAUAGAUAAAUAGCUCUUUUUUAUUUGAAAUAAACAAAAUUAAAGAAAGCAUUUCCGCAGUUUUGGUUACAUAGAUUAAGCUACUUAUGUAAAUGAUUUUGAACACGAAUGUGAUAUUUCGAAUCUUAUAGAAAUAGAAACAGGGGAUAAAGUGAAUGCUUUUGUUAUGAAAGUUAAAGAUUACUAUCGUUUGUUGAUACAUAGAAAGUCAAAAGAACCAAAUGUCAUUUACUUCUGGAAUUCUUUUUUAGAUGUGGAUAAUGACUUUGUUUAGAAGAAUGUAUUUUUAUUUAAAUUAAAGCAUAUUUGUAAUAAUAAAGUUAAA